AAAAUCAAGAUUUUUUUUUGGCUAAAGGAAAAUUGUUUUUGAUUGCUUUAAAAUGAAUAUAUAACGAAAAAAUGAUUUACUCAAAAUUAUGCUUUUCUAUUGCUUGUAUAGACUUUAACUUGACUUAUAAUCAAUUGGUAGAUCCACAGGGUAGACAUACUAUAAUAUUUAUAUUUAUUAUCAGUUUGCUACCCUCUAUAAUACGUAUAUCGUUGAGGGCAGCAUAUAGUAGCUUUGAACGCACGCUUGUCGUUUUACAGUUUCAAUUCCAAUAUUUAGCUUUAUUUAAAUCAAAGAAGAUGGCUUACAAAGGUCAAAAAGUACAGAAGGUUAUGGUUCAGCCUAUUAACCUUAUUUUCAGAUACCUUCAAAACAGAUCACGUAUACAGGUCUGGGUAUAUGAACAAAUAAACCUGAGGAUAGAAGGCCAUAUAAUUGGAUUUGAUGAAUAUAUGAAUUUGGUGCUAGAAGAUGCUGAGGAAGUACACUUGAAGAAACAAACAAGGAAACCACUUGGUCGGAUCAUGUUAAAGGGAGAUAACAUCACAUUAAUUCAAAGUGUUCAGCAGCAAUCCUAGCAUCGCUAAUACUUUUUCUCCAAAAAGACGAAACAAGAACAACAGAAAUGUUUCAGACACAAUCCUUUUGUAUAUACCAUACAGGAAUGUUUUCAUUUGCCCCAGCCAACACAUAAACUUGAGUUUUAAAGUGGUUUCAAUUCUGACAUGUAUAGUAAUUCUUAUGCAAAACUUGAAACCAGAACAAAGUGUUCUUGCUAACCAAUAAGGGGAUGCUGUACUUACUAAAAAGUAUGUACUAUACAGUAUAUCCCAUUAUUUUAUAGAUUUUCCAAGAAUAAUUUUGAUUAAGAAAUUCUUCAUUUUUAAGAUGUCCUAAAGCCUGUUUUCAACUAGGUGAAUUUAUUCGCGCGAAACGAAAGUGUUGGUUCAUGCGCAUUCACAUUCCUAUUGAAGUUUUUGCGAAGCGAAAAACUUCGCAACUAAUCAGAGCUCAGGAAGCGAACCAACGCUUUGAUUUGCGUGAAUAAAUUCGCCUGGUGGAAAUCCAGCUUAAAGUGUUGCUUAUAAUUUAUGUCUAAACAUGAAUGCUAAGUUGGUGAUGGAACAGAAAUCAAUGCACUAUUUUUGUCUUAUUUUGUCAAAAUGAGAAAAUAUUUACUGACAUUUGUAGUCUUGAUGUACCAGAUGCAGAAUGCAGGCUUAAAGUCCUCAGGUCUGGAACAGCAAGACUAGUAACUAUUUUUGUGAUCUACCUUUUUUUGUAAUCUUGUGUAAUGAUUGUAGAUUAAAAGUAAGUAGUUGUUUUA
Molecule: messenger RNA, 1327 nt
Organism: Anneissia japonica
Lineage: Eukaryota; Metazoa; Echinodermata; Crinoidea; Comatulida; Comatulidae
Product: small nuclear ribonucleoprotein E-like
Exons: 5
Coding region: 72-578 (168 amino acids)
Biological process (GO): spliceosomal snRNP assembly; mRNA splicing, via spliceosome
Cellular component (GO): U4 snRNP; precatalytic spliceosome; U5 snRNP
Molecular function (GO): RNA binding
Source: RefSeq, a predicted model, not a curated record